Messenger RNA from Eupeodes corollae, 1342 nucleotides. It is a transcript of the gene Gr2a, whose product is annotated as putative gustatory receptor 2a. Bases 28 to 1302 code for a protein of 424 amino acids. Lineage: Eukaryota; Metazoa; Arthropoda; Insecta; Diptera; Syrphidae. Gene Ontology annotation, biological process: sensory perception of taste. The transcript is spliced from 4 exons. Gene Ontology annotation, cellular component: membrane; axon; neuronal cell body. The record is from RefSeq and is a predicted model, not a curated record.
CUACGAGCACAAGAACCACCUGUCACAAUGAAUAUUCUCGAGGCCAUAUUAUUUUUCCAUCGUCUAUUUCAACUUUGCAACCUAACCCAGCUUGGAUUGGAUAAGCCAACAUGGUCAGCAAUAAAGUCCAGGCCCUUGAAAAUAUAUUCAUUCGUCAUAUUACUGUUUUCACUAGCCAUAUUAAUCGAGGGUAUAGUGAAUCCGAACUUGAAAGGAAAAUAUGCAGGUGAUGUAGGUGUCACAGUGGACUACAUUCAACUAAUCGGAGUUCGAACUGCUUAUAUUGUUUGUGUCAUCGAGGCUUUAUGUCACGUCAAAGAACAACAGGCACUGUUAAAAAAUGUCCAAGAAAUUGAUCGGAUAUUCGAAGUAUCACUCAACACUGACGUUGAAAAUCGCAAGUUUCGUUCAAAAAUUAUCAAAAAUGGUCUUGUCAUGCUGAUAGUUUAUUUUUUCUGUGAAUGUUUCAUCCUUGCGAUAACAGCCUUAAGAUCAACCUCAAUUUACAUUGGUUUUUGGAUACUUUACACAGUGCCUCUGUUAGUUUGUGGAGUACGAUACUUUCAAUAUCUACUCUUCAUUGACAUUAUAAAGCAACGGUUUGUAAAACUCAAUGAAGUUCUCAGAAGUGUAAAUUUAUUAAAUGCCAUUUACAAGUCGGGACAUCAUAAGUUCCUUGGAAGAGGACAAGCAGCAUUCAAGUUAGUUAAAACAACAGAUAAAUAUAGCAAAACUAUGUACCGUGAUGGAUUUGAUUUGACAAAACUUCUGGUAAUAAGGGACCUCUAUAGUCGCUUAUGGGAGGUUUGCACUUUGGUGAAUAAGUGCUUUGGACUAUCGAUCCUGAUUGCUAUUGGUGUGGAUUUUUUGGCUAUCACGGCAAACUUCUAUUGGAUAUUCCUAAAUUUUAAAAAGUUCUCUUCAUCGUACGGUGAUAUUUUUCGAAUAGCUUCAAGCGUUUUCUGGUCAAUGCCACAUCUUUAUAAUGUUGUGAAAUUAGCUAUAAUGUGUCAUACUACUAUUGAGACUACAUCUGAAAUAGCUUUGGGUGUGCAUAGAAUUCAGGUGGACUUAUUUAAUGAUAAUCACAAUUCAUUGAUUGAACAGUUUUCUCUACAACUACUUCACCAAAAAAUACAUUUUACAGCUUUUGGAUUUUUCUCGAUCGAUUGUAGUCUACUGUAUACUAUUGUUGGAGCUACUACAACCUAUUUGAUUAUACUGAUUCAAUUCCAUAUGAGUGAACAAAGGGAUGUUUCAUCAAAAGCUUUUCAAAAAGUGAUUGCUAACAUAACACAGUAAUUAAUUAAAAUAUUUAAAAAUAAGUUUUCAAUGAAAUGAA